AUGCAGUUCACGGAGCUGAGCGAGCUGAACCACGUGGUGGGGCUCAUGCGCCUGGCGGCGUGCAACAGCCCGACGUUCCACGACCGGCAGGACUCGGAGGUGGACCGCAUCUACAACUCGUCGCCCAAGAUGGAGUCGCAGCUGCGCAACUCGUGGAUCGACAAGAUGACGGCCUUCAAGCCGCUGGCGUCGACCUCCGGCUCGUCCUCGUCGGCGGGGAAGAAGUCGCCCAAGGGCCUGCGCAAGGGCAGCAGCGCCAGCAUCUCGGCGGCCAACGGAGGCGCCAAGGCCGGGGACGACGCCGUCAAGACGCGCGACACGCGCGAGAAGAGCGUGGCCUCCAGCGCCGCUGCAUCACGGCGCCGCACGUCGACCCAAGCAGGUCGCGACAAGAAGAGCAGCGCUGCAGCAAGUGUCAAGAACGGGGACAAGGAGGACAGUGCUGCAGCAGGUGAGAAGAAGCAGCCGGGAGACGGCUUCACCUUCGAGAGGGAGGACGUGGAGCCCAUCUCGUUCCACGAGUCGUCGCUGCUGGACAAGGCGCUCAAGGGCCCGGCGGCUGCGGCCAUGGGCACCAGGCCGCAGAUGAUGGGGGCGGACGGAGGAGCCGUGCUGCACCUGACCAUCUACUUGCCCACGAGGGACGAGAUGAAGAUCGAUCUGUAUGACGUGUCGACGGUGGACGAAGCGAUCCAGGAGCUGCUGAGGGUGCACCAGGCGGAGACGCGUCAGCCGCCGCUGUAUUACGGGCACCCGGAGUGCUACGAGCUCCGACUGCACGACUCGGACGGCAUUCCGGAUGAGGACUUCCCAGGUAAAGUGAGACGGGGUAAGCUUGUGCUGAUGCUCUUGACCGGUCUCGGAAGAUCAAAAACUUCGGUGAUGCGGGAGGCCACGAGUACUGUCUGUGAGCGACCGGAUGCGUGCCCGCCGUCGGGCGACGCACCUGCUGGUAUGCUGCAGCUUUUCCAUGAUGUCGCUGCACCUGCCGCAGCGGCGAAGCCGAGCGCUGCAGCCGCCAAGGCGCCACUGCCCAACGACAAGGCUUUCCUCAAAAUCUUCAUGCCGAAGAGCGACGACUACACUGUGGUGGCUAUCGACGGCACCACAGUCGGCCAAGAUCUGCUACCGACUCUUAACAAAAAGCACAGGCUUCAGCUCUUCCAGGAGCUUUAUGUGCUUAAGAUCAGCGAGGCAGACCGCGAACGUCUGGACCUCGCAAGUGAUGAGAUCGACAUGCACACCAAGCUGCGGCCGCUGAAUCUCCACGAGGUGACGCUAGCAACGAAAAUCUUCGCCGAUGCACCUCAGAUCUCUGCACCAGCGCCGUCAGCAGUGGAGGAGACCGCGAAUGUGGACAGUCGUUCCCGUCCUCCUCCAGAGACGUUUAUGUUCAACGAUGUUACUGCCGCAAUGUUCAAGGAGUGGCACGUUAUCAAGAAGAACAAGUAUGGUAAGAAGCAGCAGCGUAUGCUGGGCAUCGAUCUCAACAAGAUCUACAACCGCAAAGUGGGAGAGCGCGUCAUCACAUCGAGCAAGUCCACGAAGAUUGUACGUAUCUGUGUUAUUGUUGCAAGUUUACUGUGCGGCGGAGCGGCCUAUGUCUGGCGUGGUCUGGGUGCGGUUCAACCAAGACCCGUCCGAGUUCCAGAUCUACUUCAAGGACAGCAUCGAGGAGAUCAUCACAGACUACACACCAACUUUGCCGACGGCAAAUUGCCGGUUUCGGCACGGAAAUUGUUCCCGAAUUGCUUCGUGUAUGCUACCUAA
This is a messenger RNA of Phytophthora sojae, 1770 nucleotides long. RefSeq lists its product as hypothetical. Gene Ontology annotation, cellular component: TORC2 complex; cytoplasm; plasma membrane. The coding region runs from base 1 to 1770 and encodes 589 amino acids. The transcript has 6 exons. NCBI's taxonomy places the organism in Eukaryota, Oomycota, Peronosporomycetes, Peronosporales, Peronosporaceae. Gene Ontology annotation, molecular function: phosphatidylinositol-4,5-bisphosphate binding. The record is from RefSeq and is a predicted model, not a curated record. Gene Ontology annotation, biological process: TORC2 signaling.